ACUCUGGCGCACAGCACAUUUCAGGGUUUACGCAAUUUCGAGCCGUAAGAUUUUCUUCGACCUGUGAAAAGGCUUUUUACCCCCUGCCAGGACAGCUAAAUCUACACUCUUAAAAGCGCCAAUAGGAAGCCCAGAACCAUGUCACAUGCAUUUGCCGCCGCCGUCUGCCGGUCCACCGCAUCAAUGUCAUUGGCCCUGCGCUGCAGCCGGCGCGCCAUGAGCUCCGCCAGAAUGCUGCGUAUGGCGGGUGCCACUGCCACCUCCACUGCCUGCAAGGAUUGGCAGAGAAACGGACUACUUGCUGCGCCCAGGACCGGCAACAUGCAGCAGUACCUUCGCGAGUAUGCCAACGAGAAGAAGGUGUUCGAGCGAACCAAGCCCCAUUGCAAUGUGGGCACCAUUGGCCAUGUGGAUCACGGCAAGACUACGCUCACGGCGGCCAUCACCAAGGUCCUGGCCGACAAGCAGCUGGCCGAGAGCAAGAAAUACAAUGAAAUCGACAAUGCGCCCGAGGAGAAGGCUCGUGGUAUCACCAUCAAUGUAGCCCACGUGGAAUACCAGACGGAGACGCGCCACUACGGCCACACAGAUUGUCCGGGACAUGCCGAUUAUAUUAAGAACAUGAUCACCGGUACAGCCCAGAUGGAUGGCGCCAUUCUCGUUGUGGCUGCCACCGAUGGUGCCAUGCCCCAGACCCGCGAGCAUAUGCUGCUCGCCAAGCAGAUCGGCAUUGAUCACAUUGUGGUGUUCAUCAACAAGGUGGACGCCGCCGAUGAGGAGAUGGUCGACCUGGUGGAGAUGGAGAUCCGAGAGCUGCUUACCGAGAUGGGCUAUGAUGGUGACAAGAUCCCUGUGGUGAAGGGCUCGGCGCUGUGCGCCCUCGAGGACAAGAGCCCCGAGAUUGGCAAGGAGGCGAUCCUGAAACUGCUCCAGGAGGUGGAUAGCUUCAUCCCCACGCCUGUGCGCGAGCUGGACAAACCCUUCCUGCUGCCUGUUGAGAAUGUGUACUCGAUUCCCGGACGCGGCACCGUCGUCACUGGUCGCCUGGAGCGCGGAGUGGUCAAGAAGGGCAUGGAGUGCGAGUUCGUGGGCUAUAACAAGGUGCUUAAGUCGACGGUGACGGGCGUGGAGAUGUUCCACCAGAUUCUGGAGGAGGCGCAAGCCGGUGAUCAGCUGGGCGCUCUGGUGCGCGGCGUUAAGCGAGAUGACAUCAAGCGCGGCAUGGUCAUGUGCAAGCCGGGCAGUGUGAAGGCUCUCGAUCAGCUGGAGGCCCAGGUGUACAUCCUGUCCAAGGAUGAAGGCGGCCGCACAAAGCCCUUCAUGUCCUUCAUCCAACUACAGAUGUUCUCCCGCACCUGGGAUUGCGCCGUGCAGGUGCAGAUUCCCGACAAGGAGAUGGUCAUGCCCGGCGAAGACACCAAGCUCAUUCUGCGCCUCAUCCGGCCAAUGGUCCUGGAGCAGGGACAGCGCUUCACGCUGCGUGACGGAAACCUGACCCUGGGCACUGGUGUCGUCACCAGCACUCUGCCCCCAUUGACUGAAUCGCAGCGAUCCGAGUUGACGGAGGGCAAGAAAGCGCGCGAGAAGAAGGAGGCGGCUAAGAAGUAGAUCCCCGGAACGCCGUCAGUCAUUAACUAAAAUCAUAUUCUUAAGCGAUUUUUAUGCAUAUUGUAUAAGUUGUUGGCGCUCCAAUCACAAUCGAGUAAAAUAUAAACAAACACAUGGACAACGAA
Molecule: messenger RNA, 1733 nt
Organism: Drosophila sechellia
Lineage: Eukaryota; Metazoa; Arthropoda; Insecta; Diptera; Drosophilidae
Gene: mEFTu1
Product: mitochondrial translation elongation factor Tu 1
Exons: 2
Coding region: 139-1608 (489 amino acids)
Biological process (GO): mitochondrial translational elongation
Cellular component (GO): mitochondrion
Molecular function (GO): GTPase activity; translation elongation factor activity; GTP binding
Source: RefSeq, a predicted model, not a curated record